ACCAGCGAGCUACCCCCCUAUCCCUCGGCCGUGCGGGAUCCAUGUCCAUCUGCGCACUCGGCUCUCGCCAUGCACUGCCGCCUCGCGUGCAACUCUCACACGCACUUUCCGCCGCACCCGCUCUAGAUUGCAUCGCCACGGCCCGUGCGCACUGGGAAACGAGGUCCUCACUGGCUGCGAUCCGACGAGUCGGGCAGUCCCCAGCACCCGGGCCGGCCCAAGGUCGCUCGCAGGCAGGACGGCGCCGCCGUCGUGGCGCCUCCCGCGUCUUCUCGCCCAGACCUUUCCUUCCCGUCCAGCGCUCUUCCGUCCUCUCACGCUCCCUUCCGCGGCGGCCGCUGGCGCAGAUGUAGUAGCGCCACUCUCUUUCCAAUCCCCCGCGCGCGCGCGGCAUCUACCAUAGGGGCGCGAGGCCUCGGCCCUGCCAGAGCCCCCGAGGCCUCGGCCCUGCUCCAUGGGGGCCCUACCAGAGGCUCCGCGUUUCUGGCUGGGGCGCGGGGGUAUCUGGGGGGCGGCGUGGGUGGCGGGAUGGGUGGGGCUGUGCGCGUGGGUGGUGUGGUUCGCGCACACGCAGACCGCCAAUCCGCGGCAGGAGGCGAUGCGAGUGUGGUGUCGCACGCGCGUGCGAUACCUCCAGCAGGACAUGCGAUCGUCCAUCGCGCGCGCGCAGGAGUCAGUGGGCCUGAUGAAGGUCUUUGCGCACUACGGGCGGCGCAGCAGCAGCGACCUGAGCUACUGGGGGCUGGGGGGGUGCGUGAGCAACGCGUCCCUGCUGGCGUACAACACGCUGGCGGACAGCGUGCUCAACUACAGCAGCGGCACCCUCAUCAUGCUGCUCGCCGCCCAUGACAGGCCCCUGGUGGAGCGCAUCACGGGGUACGAGGUGCGUUCCGUGCUGGGGCUGCCUGCCCCCACCAGGGACCUGUACGCCGUGCCGCUGUAUGGCAGCCUGGACGCCGCUGCCACGCUCAAGCCCUUCACGGAUCUGCUGCCCCUCGUGCCCCCGGACAUCAUAACCCGGGUGCUUGCCGGCAAAGCCACAGCUGGGCCGCCCAUUUCUACCGCCCCUGGUUCCGUGACGAGCGUGUUUGUCAUCCCCAUCGUCCGCCACCCCCUGCCGGCCAGCGCAUCAGCGCAGCAAGUGAGAGAGAGCAUCAGCGUGGCAUGGGGCGGCGUCAUCUACUACGAGUCCAGGAUCCGCGGCAUCAUGGAGAUGCUUGAGAGCGGGAGCAGCGCGUACUCCUUCGCCGUGUGGGACAGCACGGACCCGGGUCAGCUCCUGCAACUGUUUGGCCCGGAGGAGCCACCUCUGGCCAAGGGCUCUGCGUUUCGCUUUGUGUUGCCGACGCCUGCUCUGGCGGCACCGGAUCAUGUGGAGCCCUUUGCAGAGGACCUGUUUGGGCGCACCUUUGAAGCGCACUGCAGGUUUGAGGGCGCCUACCCCUCUUGGGACCUGGUGUAUGCACCCAUGCUGCUGGGUCUGCUGGUGCUGAUAGUGGCGACGCUGCUGUCCGCCGUGAUAGCGGUGCUGGCGAGGAAGCGCACGCAGAUGGCGCAAGGGGUGAAGGAAUUGGCAUGGUGCACGGCAGUGCUGGAGAGAGCUGAGCGCUCCAAGAGUGAGACAGUGGCCAACGUCUCCCAUGAGCUGCGAACCCCGAUCAUUGGCAUGAUGGGCAUGAUAGAGGAGCUGCUGGAGUCGGCAUUGGAGGAGUGGCAGCAGGCGGAUCUGAAGGACGCGCGGGCGUGUGCUGUGGAGACGGUGGACCUCAUCAACCGAGUGCUGGACCUCGCCAAGCUGCAGGCCGGCCGCCUGCACCUCGAGACGCUGCCCUGCUGCCUUCGCCGCAUUGUGCACGAGGCAACCACGUUUGCUAGACCAGAAAUACACACAAUGAGUCUGCAAGUGACAUCUCAUGUGGACGAGAGUGUUCCGGAAGUUCUGCUGGGCGACCCAACCCGACUCUCGCAAGUCAUAGCGGAGCUUGUCGCCCACGCCAUGAGCAACACAGCGUCUGGCCAUGUGGCCGUCCACCUCUGGUGCAUCCCUCCCUCUCACCAUGCUGCCAUUGCGUCAGGUGCUCCCCACGAUGCUGCUAUUGAUGCCUCCCAAGCCCCCCCCGCCUGCUCUGCGUGGCAGCAGCUGCCUGCUUGUGUGCGCCGCUUCCCUCCCCUCACCCGCCUGGCGUGCCUGCAUCAGCACGUGCCAGCGAGGCAGGGGGGGCCGGCAGCUGAAGGUGAUGGCAGCUGCCGCAAACCAGGAGGGCAUCAGGAGACAUGCGUUGCUGUGGAGGGAACAGGGAAGGCCAAGGAGGUGCCCCGUGCCAGUCAGCCCGGCGAGCCGCGCUACGGCAUAGAAGGCGCGAGCGGUGCAGUGGAGAGGCAGGGUGGGGGUGGGAGGUUGGAGGAGGAGGUGAGGGAGUGGGUGGAGGGGGCGUGCAGGGGGAGGGAGGAGGGCGAGUGGAUGGUGGUGGUGGCAUGUGAGGACACGGGCGGUGGUAUACCACCAGAGGAGAUGCGGUGGGUACUGGAUCCACAUGGUCUCUCCUGCCCUUCCCCGCGCAGCAGCAAGGGGCAGCAAAGAAUCACGGAGAGAAUCCGGUCGUUUGGGAGGUCAGAGUCGUGGCAGUCGUUGGAGCGGACAGCACGCGCCUCAUGGGAUCCUUUGCACCGUGAUCGCAAGGCAGCUGCCCGCCCCCGCUGGACGCCCUACCCCGUUCGCUUCCUGCUCUCCACCUCCCUUGUGGCUGAGAUGGGGGGGGGCAUGGCAGUGCUCUCAGACGCCACCACAGGCACCACCAUUCUGCUGGCGCUGUCCAUGAGGGGAGGAGAGGGUACUGGCAGCGGGGAGGGUGAGGAGGGGAAUGGGGAGGAAGUUGGGGAGACAGGGGGGGCUGUUGAGGGGCUUGUGAAGCGAGAGAGUGGAUCACAGAGGGGCAUGGAGGUGUUGUCAAGUGGUGGCGCGUUGUCUGAUGCUGCUUUCCCAGCACCACCACCGCAGCACGCCGCAGGGGCUCGCUCGCUCGUGCAUGCGCACACUUUUCCGCGGGCGGAGAUGGCGGGCAGCGUGGGGGAGGCAGAGGCGCUGGUGCGGGCGCUGGUGGUGGGGCAGCGGGUGGUAGUGGUGGAUGACAACGCUGUGAACCGCAUGGUGGCGCGCAGAACACUGCAGGGCUACGGGGCACACGUGCUGCUGCUCUGCUCAGGGGAGGACGCUCUCCACGCUCUCUCCACUCCCUCUCCCUCCUCGCCAACCCACCUGCUGCUCCUCGACCUCCACAUGCCGCCCGGCAUCGACGGAUUCGAAACGGCGCGUCGCAUUCGUGCCUUGGAGAGAGCACAGCAGGUGCCAGAGGCAAACAUGGCAGGUAGUAGCGCAACAGAUGGGGCAGCAGAAGCAUGUGCAAUCGAUGCCACGGUGGAAACAGGUCCAUUGAAUCAGCGCCUUUGCGUCAUAGCCCUCACUGCUGACUUGGAUGCAGGGGUGAAGCGAGCAUGCAUGGAGGCAGGGAUGGAUGGAGCUGUGAGGAAGCCGAUAGUGGCACAUGAGUUGCUUUCUGCCCUCACUGCCGCAGGGUUCACGAAUUCGCCCAGAGCGAUCUAGUGGGGGUUGCGAUGAUUCACGAAUACUCUGACAACAACCCUGUUGUUGCUGCAUUCAGCCUCUGCUAGCAGUAUGAAAAUAGCGUGAGAAAAGUUGACUAGAAAGAGGUGACGGGAGAUGCAAGUCGAGUGUUAUCCCCUCUAAGAGCUGACCUAGUUAGGCUAUAUAUAACAAACAUAUCUACUCUAACUAGAUAUGUGUAUAUAACAAUAUAUGUUUGAUGUCGAC
Messenger RNA from Closterium sp. NIES-67, 3829 nucleotides. Lineage: Eukaryota; Viridiplantae; Streptophyta; Zygnematophyceae; Desmidiales; Closteriaceae. The record is from the annotation of a GenBank genome assembly.